Messenger RNA from Linum tenue, 417 nucleotides. The record is from the annotation of a GenBank genome assembly. Lineage: Eukaryota; Viridiplantae; Streptophyta; Magnoliopsida; Malpighiales; Linaceae.
AGAUGUUGUAGAGCAACUAAGCUGCUAAAUCCCUCUGGAACAUUCCCAGACAAUUUGUUCUCCUCCAGUGAAACAAGUUCCAAGCUCGGCAACCCAAACAGCUCGAUGGGCAAUUCGCCGGCGAAGUUCUGCUUGCUCAAAUCAAGAGUUGUUAGCUUCAAUAACCCACCAAUGGCAGCCGGAAUCCUGCCUGAAAACCCGCAUGCACUUAAGUUCAAAACCUGCAAUCCCUUCAACUCCCCUAUUCUAGAAGGAAGCUCCCCACCAAAUGUAUUACCGCCGAGAUUCAAUGCGCUCAAGUUCCCCAUACUUAGUAUCUCCACCGGGAAAUCACCACUCAGAGCAUUAUCGCUCAAGUUCAGCGUUUGGAGCUCAACCAAGUUGCUUACCCCUGCCGGAACGGGACCGGAGAACUGA